AUGGCGACCGCUUCUGAAACCACCGAACCCGUCGAACGACGUCGCGCCCAUGCCUGCAAGAUCUGCCAGAGAGCCUUUAUCCGCGCGGAACAUCUCCAGCGUCACUUACUCUCACAUAAAAACUCCAAACCCAAUAAGUGCAAGGCUUGCGAUGCACGGUUCGCCCGCUCUGAUGUCUUACGCCGCCAUACGAGGAAAUGCGCACCCUACAUUCGAAUGGUUGAAGCCGCAGAAGGAGUGAAUGGCGAUACAGCCACCGACACCGUGACUGUUGGGAGGUACCCGCAACCCCAAAACGCACAGAAUACUGAGCCACAGCGCUGUAGCCCUCCCGGGCAAGAUCGCAUGCAACAUGAGCAGACCGGUGCGGCGGACACCAGCAAUUCUAGAAGCACCGCCAGCACAGUCACACAUGGUAGCUCGAGUCGUCAAACUAUGGAUCAGAUGCAGUUCGUUAACGGAAUGCCGAACAACAUUUGCAAUCGGGCCGACACUCUCGACUCCUCUCAAUUCAAUGUGUCCAUAUCAGGUGCACAUCUGAUGCGUUUCGAUUCCGCUAGAGCUUCGACCAAUUCUUUCAUCAACUCGACCACCCCAGCAAUUCCCGACGUGAGCAAUCUCGAUUCUUGGGCACUAGCACUGUCGUCCAGCGAUGCGAAUCAAGGCCCAGACACAAGGACGAACAACUCGAGGCUGACUGGCUUUGUCGAUAACCAUCAGCAGCCUACUCCAUCAUCCGGCUCAGCACAGUUCUAUUCAGGAGCUUCUGCGUUUGAAGAAACAGCUGUCCAGUGCAUGGCGAUGCCAGAACUGCCCAAUGCAAUGUUUGAUGACGACCUAACGUUUCUGGAAGACAUUCUCCUGCCGGAAUUCAUUUUCAAUGCCACUGGACCUACCACCCCGAUCCCCGGGGAUUUCAACUCGACAAAUGGUCCAUCUGUUCCUACGAGGAAUGAAGCUGAUAUCUCCGAGCCUCGCCUGUUCUCACCAAGUCUACCGUAUCCAUUCGAGAGAUCCACGGACGACGCUCGUCCUUAUGUUCUCAACAUCAGCUCUGGAGAUGUAGAUCAGUUUCAGAAAAGCAUCCUGGACAAUGCACAGCUGAACAACUUCCCCUUUCCAAAGCGAUCCCGCAUAUUACGCUGCCUUUCUGCCUUCUUCGAUAGCGUGGACCCGCAUGUGCCGAUUGUUCAUCAUGCGACUUUCAGCUUGUCUAGUACGGCCCCAGCAUUGGUUCUCGCAAUGCUUGCAUUGGGGGCUACCAUUACACGUGAAUACGCAUUUGCCGAGUCGGCAUAUGAGGCGUCAUGCAGUCUGCUAAACCACCAGAUUGAGCAAGACAGUCACAUACCUUCAUCCUUCGAAUUCUGGCCGAUCCAGGCACUGUUGCUCUGUGCACAUUUUGGGGCUUUCAACAACAACAAGGCAUUUGCCCUACGCUCUCAAGCCCAACUCAGCAAAGUCUCAAUGAUGUUGAAGUUGGGUCUGAAUGAUUUACUUGCAAAACGGGUGGAGCCCAGACAGGAUUGGAAAACAUGGUCAUUUAUCGAGACUUUCAGCCGUCUAGCAUCUUGGAACUGUACGAUCAGCGCCAUUCUUCUCUCGUAUGACCAAAGUUUUCAGACGAGUACUCAACAUCACUUGCAGCAUGUGCUAUUACCACUCGACGAAGAUCUCUGGAGGGCUCGAUCCGCACAAGAAUGGUCUGCCCUGGGCGGAGCUUCUCACCAACAUAGCAAUAUCAGCUUUCUCACAUUUGCUGAGUCGCUGUUCCAGGGGGAACCAAUUCUCCAAAAAGUGAGCUGUUUCGGCUUGUUCUCACUCGUUGGAUGGAUCCUCCUGUAUAUAUGCAAUCACGAGAGGAUGAAAAUGUCAGUAGGAUGCUUAGAGAUAUUCGAGACUGAUUUCACGAGCAAAAUCGACAAAGGCCUUGGAGUUUGGGAAGACCUGACGCGCCGGUAUUUGCGAACUGGUCAUGUCAUGUUCAAAAAUAUCCAUCCUCUGAUUUCAGACAGCCUACCACUUCUGGGAUCGGCUUAUUAUCAUCUCUCUGUGGGCGAGGAACUACGCUCGUUGAAAGACAAGGCUGCCGAGCCGGCGGUGGCUGAUGGGAUUUUGACACCACAGUCUUUUCCAGACUUUAAAUCCCGGCCCCUGGUAUACAAAGCCGUCCGUUACGCCGCAAACUCGUGGCUUGUGCGGACGAAGCUGGGUAUCAGCCACUUUCAACAGUCUCCUGACGUUUACGGCGCCCACGGAUUUUUGGGAGCAUUUGAAUCUGCACUCAUUUUGUCGUGGUGGCUCACGGUAGGCCAGUCGGUGCAAACUCCCCAAGGGCUGGAGAACGACGAUACCAUCCCGGGCAAGGCGUUAAAGGAGGUUUUGACGGAGGUGUUCGGCGAGCUCGAAGAUCAGGAUAUCUUCUGCAAAGACGAGGUCGCUCGUGCGACGGCUCCGCUGAAUUUCUGCCACGGAAGAAAGGUCGAGGUUGCUAGCGUCCUCGGAUAUCGAGCGAACAGCCACUCCAACGCCGACCUCUUUGAGUCCCAAAACAUCUCAAAACAGCUCGCUGAUCCGUACCUAACCAUUAAGAACGUCAUGCCCAAGUGCACAGAAGCUGACUACUAUAUUCCGAGCAUCAGCGUAUCGUUGGAGUAUUUCAAGUACUCAUCUAGCACGGAGCUUCCAACUCCGUUAAUGGAAGCUGAGCUUGAUUACUUUGGUGACCAUAUGGUUGACUUGAAGAGCACGGACCCUGGGAGACCGGUGACUGGUAAAUCAGUACGCUACUCUUCAAUGACUUGA
Fonsecaea multimorphosa CBS 102226 is the source of this 2805-nucleotide messenger RNA. RefSeq lists its product as uncharacterized. The record is from RefSeq and is a predicted model, not a curated record. Gene Ontology annotation, molecular function: DNA-binding transcription factor activity, RNA polymerase II-specific; phosphogluconate dehydrogenase (decarboxylating) activity; zinc ion binding. Gene Ontology annotation, biological process: DNA-templated transcription; regulation of transcription by RNA polymerase II; pentose-phosphate shunt. Lineage: Eukaryota; Fungi; Ascomycota; Eurotiomycetes; Chaetothyriales; Herpotrichiellaceae. The transcript has 7 exons. Gene Ontology annotation, cellular component: chromatin. The coding region runs from base 1 to 2805 and encodes 934 amino acids.